Molecule: messenger RNA, 279 nt
Organism: Ostertagia ostertagi
Lineage: Eukaryota; Metazoa; Nematoda; Chromadorea; Rhabditida; Trichostrongylidae
Source: the annotation of a GenBank genome assembly
GUAGUACGUCUACUGAUCGAACAGGGUGCCAGUAUAAAUCGAGCAGACAGUCGAGAUCGUCAAGCGUUGCACUAUGCUGCAUCUUGUAGCCAGAAUGUGGUUGCGGAGACGCUUCUGCAAGCAGGUGCCGAUCCAAAUGCUGCUGACGUCGAUGGUAUGACUCCCUUGAUGGAAGCGUGCGCAAGCGGUCAUGAGCUCGAGCUCACCACACUCAGCCUUCUGGAAUAUGUAAUUUUUGAAUGCUCGGUACACACUAAUACUCAUUUAGCGACAGGCUGA